Messenger RNA from Heterostelium album PN500, 1443 nucleotides. Its product is annotated as ankyrin repeat domain-containing protein. The transcript has 2 exons. Gene Ontology annotation, molecular function: protein binding. NCBI's taxonomy places the organism in Eukaryota, Evosea, Eumycetozoa, Acytosteliales, Acytosteliaceae. The coding region runs from base 1 to 1443 and encodes 480 amino acids. The record is from RefSeq and is a predicted model, not a curated record.
AUGAUAGAUUAUAAAUAUCAAAUUCUAAGUAGAUUAUUUAAUUCUAUUGUAUUGAGAAACAAGAUUUUUCAACAUGUCUACGAAAUCCAUAGAGCAUUAAGUAAGCGACAAAGAGUUCUUAUUAUGGAUUGGAAUGAUCUAGCUUGCUUUCCAGAGAUUCUACUACAAUUGAAUAUGAUCGAUAGAUUCAAUAGGAUAUUGGAUGUUUUGGUUAGAGAUUAUCGAUUUACAGAUCAGAAUAGCAAAAGAGAGGAUACUGGUUAUUUCAAAGAUUUCUUUAGUCAAUGUAUAAAUGUUGCAGCGAGACUAGGAGAUAUGGAAUCCUUAAUGUUUUUACAUUACAAUCGGACAGAAGGAUGUUCAACACGAGCAUUAGAUGCCGCUUGUGCCAAUGGAUACAUGCACAUCGUUUUGUGGUUACACAAUCAUAGGACAGAGGGUUGUUCUACAGAUGCGAUUGAUCAAGCUGCUGGAAAUGGUCAUCUGGAGAUCGUCCAGUUCCUGUUGGCAAAUAGAACCGAAGGAUUCACAGAGAAAGCUAUUAGCAAUAGUUCGAGAAGAGGAUUUCUAGAGAUUGUAAAGCUACUUCAUGCAACUGGAAAAGCAAACGUAACAACCGAUGCCAUGGAUAGAGCAGCUCUUGAUGGACAUUUGGAUGUUAUAAGGUUUUUAAAUGAAAAUCGUAGUGAAGGAUGCACAGUUGAGGCAAUUAACAAUGCGGCGAGUGGAGGAUUCCUCGAAUGCGUUAAAUUCUUGCAUGAAAAUCGGAGUGAAGGAUGCAAUCGAUAUGCUGUUCACUUUGCUGCUAUCAAUGGUUUCCUGGAUGUGGUUCGUUACCUUCUAGAGAAUAGAACUGAAGGUGGAUGUUAUGAUACAUUGGAGAGAGCUUCAUUGAAUAGCAAUCCAGAGGUAUUCCAAUAUCUAUAUUUAAAUACACCAAACAGAGGUGAUUGUGAAAAUGUUAUGGAUCUUUUUGCCAGGUGUAAAGAUACCGCCGGUUUGGAAUGGUGUAAGAAUAAUACAACUCUAAAGUGUUCGAAAUUUGCCUAUAGAGUUGCGGUGGAACACGAAAGUUUGGAAGGAUUGAAAUGGGUUCAGGCGAAUACAACACACGCAUUGACCUCAACAGAUAAUUUAUUGGAUAAGGCAGCAUCUCUAAACAACUUGGAAAUUGUAAAAUAUCUUCAUGAUGCAGGUCUUUCAUGUUCAACCGAAGCUAUGGACCAAGCAAAAGAUCUUUCGAUUUUAGAAUUCCUGCAUCAUAACACCACUCAAGGUUGUACCACAAGAGCUCUAGGCAGGGCUAUUGAAGAUCAAGAUUUACCUAGAAUCAAAUUCCUAAUGAAGAAUAGGACAGAAGGAUACUCUGACAAUCUCUAUGGAUCACCUCAAUUCUAUUAUAUUAAACGACUUGAAAUAAUAAAAGAAAAAAAUCUUAUUUAG